GGAACAAGUAGAAAAGGAAAAUGCAAAGAGAGAGCCGUUUGAUUCAAAUUGGACGGUGAUUAAAGGGUGAAGUUUAUACCAUUAAUUGUUCUUUUCUACACACAUCCCAAGGCGUCCCUCUAUUUUAAUACGACUUUUAUUUAUGGAACUCAAAAACGGGUUUCAUUAGCGAAAUCUUCACCGAGCCAAAUCCACAAUUGGCUUAAGGAUUUCAAACGCCUCAUUUGUCUUCCGGCGCGCUCUCUCUCUCUCUCUCGCUCGCCUUCGUCUCUCCAUUCUCAUCUUUUUCUCUACUUCUCCGACGGUCCGCCAAGGCAUUUUGGCGGCGCCGAUCGCCGAUUUGUCUCUCCGCCGUCGAUCUCGUACUGUCAGUCGACGAUUCUCCUCUAUCGGCUGCUUCUGAGCGAACUUUUCCGAGUUUUGAUUUUCUUUAUAUUGGUUGAUUCUUUGAUUUUGCCUCAAGGUAUUCAAGAUGAUUGGCUCCUUUCUUACCAGAGGACUUGUAAUGAUUUUUGGCUAUGCUUAUCCUGCUUAUGAGUGUUAUAAAACUGUUGAAAUGAACAAACCAGAGAUUGAGCAACUUCGUUUUUGGUGCCAAUACUGGAUAUUAGUGGCUGUUUUGACAGUUUGUGAGAGGAUUGGAGAUGCAUUCAUUUCAUGGGUUCCUAUGUAUAGUGAAGCUAAAUUGGCAUUCUUUAUAUAUCUCUGGUACCCUAAAACAAAGGGAACAACUUAUGUGUAUGAUUCCUUCUUUAGACCAUAUGUAGCAAAACAUGAGACAGAUAUUGACCGAAAUUUGUUGGAACUAAGGACCAGAGCUGGUGAUAUGGCUAUUAUUUACUGGCAGAGAGCUGCAAGCUAUGCUCAAACAAGAAUAUUCGAGAUUUUGCAGUAUGUUGCUGACCAAUCAACAGCAAGGCCUCGCCGGUCUCAGCAACAGCAAGGGUCAAAGGUUCCACCGGACAAUGUUGCACCAAAACACCCGGCAACCACUGCAAAUCAAGUGCAAAUUGAACCAACAUCAUCUACAUCUCAACAACAAAAAGAUGUAGCUGAAGAGGUGGGUGUGUCACAAGUUUCAAAACUAAAAACCACAUUUGAAGUUCUUAAUACUCAGAAAGUGCCAAAAUCGACAACCACAGUCGAAGUUCCUAGUACUUCUAAAGGGUUGAAACCAUCAACCUCGAUUGAAGUUCCUAAUACUCAAAAAGCAGUUGCAGCAUCUGAACCAGCUCUAGCCAGCAGCAACCUAUCUUUACCAUCUGAAAUGGAGCCAAUGGAGAUCGAAACAGUGUCACAUCCAGUGCACGAGAACGAAAUUCCUCCCCUUAAAGAGACUGUAAUGGAAGACUCCACAAAAGUAACUCGCGCGAGAUUGAGAAAGACCCGUUCAGGUGCUGCUAAUAGCUGAAAAGUGGCCCAAUGUUUCUAAAUCUCAGUUUCCCUCUUGCCCGUACACAGUAGAUGGAACAAUGAUGAGGAUUGAGUUGCCAAUCCUGGCAUUCAUGUAAAUUUGUUGUUUCUAUUUCAAUUUUACUUUUUAUUUGGACGGUAGCCGAUGGGGUCUAGUGGUAGUAGUAUAUCUUGCGGUUCUUGUCGAAAUAAUAUGUGGCAUGGCUACAAUGUUGGCAUUAUAUACCUUGGCUAUCGGUUGGAUGAA
This is a messenger RNA of Cucurbita pepo subsp. pepo (vegetable marrow), 1660 nucleotides long. RefSeq lists its product as uncharacterized. The record is from RefSeq and is a predicted model, not a curated record. Lineage: Eukaryota; Viridiplantae; Streptophyta; Magnoliopsida; Cucurbitales; Cucurbitaceae.